Meloidogyne enterolobii is the source of this 387-nucleotide messenger RNA. NCBI's taxonomy places the organism in Eukaryota, Metazoa, Nematoda, Chromadorea, Rhabditida, Meloidogynidae. The record is from the annotation of a GenBank genome assembly.
AUGCAAAUACAAUUUGUACCAAUUCCGAAAUCAAAAGCAAAAUCAUUAAAAAGUACAUUUUUGAAUGCUGCUCAAUUAAAAAAUAUUGAAUUUUGUAUUUUGGGAGAAAAUGAACAGGUUUGGGAUUUAUUAAAUGAAGGAUCUCCAUAUUUUUACGUUGAAUUGCCUGACGGGACAAAAAUGUUGAGUAGAACAAUGUCUCGUUUUCCGUUACAAUUUGGACGAGAGGUUCUCGCUUCAAAAGCCCUACUAGACUGCGAGGAUCACAUCGAUUGGCGUAACUGUUCGCUGGAAAAAGACAAAGAAGUUGAGCUUGUAAACAAAUUAAAAAAUGGGUUUAAACCGUUUGAUUUUACUAAUACUGAAGAUUCUGAUGAGGAUGAUUGA